AUCGCACAAAAUAUGCAUUGGACUAUUUUAAUGUACAAUCAUUGAGAAUGAAUUUUAGCACCUCCUAAAAGAAUUCCUACAUUGGGAAUAGUCAUUUCCUAGCUAAGUUAGAAACUUCUAAAGCAGUACAAAAUUGUUGCAUAAAAUUUAUUCAUAUAAUCAAAGACGUUGUACCUAUAUUCAUCGUCACAGAAUCAUUCAUACAAUUAAUGAUGGAAAGAUAUCUGCUAUUAAUCUCAACUCAUCCUAGGAUCUUACCGAUUCAGUUUCCCAGAUCACGGUAUGUUUAUUGCAAUGGAUGAAAUAUUUCAAGCAACUAGGGAAAUGUAAAACUAUUAAAUUCGUUCAUCAAUAAUACGUAGGGCAUAUUUCUUAGCAGAAGAUACGAUGUAUAAAUACACAACAGUUGUAAUAUUUCAAGCAUUCCAACGCCUCUUUAACCGGUGCUUGUUAAAUUACUCUACAAUUGUUAUUGGUGGAAAUCGCGUAUUUGAUUAUCCGGAAGUGCAUUAAAAAACAAAGGACAUCUUUUCGACACCUGGAAAAGGUUUUCUGAAAACCUAUGAUUAUUCACGUGUUAUUCAUUUUUUCACAGAUUACCAAAAAAUUGCAGAUUGUUUCAAGCAUUGCAACAUGAAUUACACUCUCUUUUUGAUAACAAAUACGAAAGUUUCGUUGCUCAGUUAUUAUUUUGACACCAUAUGACAGAAUAUAAUUCCAUCAAUCAAUUUUUUUUGUACUAAAUAUGAAUGUCAAACAAUAUUAUCAGUGCGACGAACACCCCUUGGGCAUUCUCUGUAGAUGUAAAGAAUAUAAAUCAAUUGUAGAAAGCUUCCAGUUCUGUACAAUAAGUACCAUACCAUCGGUAAUCAAUAAAUUCAAUGUCGGUGAGUUGAGCGAAUUGAUUGAGCCGAUAGCUUCGGGAAAAGUGUUUUGGAUGAGGAGGAGAACCGAGAAGUUUUGCAAUGGUGAUCACCCUUUGAUACUUUAUUGCGAGGCGAAAAAAUCGGAAAUUGAUGAAAGUAACAUCGAUAAGCCAUGGGUUCCUGUGAAAACUGAUAUCGUAUCAACAAAGCUCAUUCGCAUCAACGAAUGCUAUAAACAUCAAUCGCAUAUGAACACACAAAGUGCCGAAAAAAGUACUCUGACGGACAUGCUUCCUCAUAUGGGUAGAGUAAUAAAACAAAACGACAUCCCAUGGGAUGUCGGAUCUCAUAAAAAUCCCCCAGAAAUGACAGAUGAAUUUGAAACAAGGUGGAGUAGAGCAACUGGGUGUUUCACAUCAUGGGCUGAGUCGUAUACAGCUGCAACGGGUUGCCCUCCGUUUUAA
This is a messenger RNA of Athalia rosae (coleseed sawfly), 1330 nucleotides long. RefSeq lists its product as uncharacterized. The record is from RefSeq and is a predicted model, not a curated record. The transcript has 3 exons. The coding region runs from base 746 to 1330 and encodes 194 amino acids. NCBI's taxonomy places the organism in Eukaryota, Metazoa, Arthropoda, Insecta, Hymenoptera, Athaliidae.